Helianthus annuus (common sunflower) is the source of this 1257-nucleotide messenger RNA. Its product is annotated as 2-alkenal reductase (NADP(+)-dependent)-like. The record is from RefSeq and is a predicted model, not a curated record. The transcript has 5 exons. The coding region runs from base 96 to 1127 and encodes 343 amino acids. Gene Ontology annotation, molecular function: 2-alkenal reductase [NAD(P)H] activity. NCBI's taxonomy places the organism in Eukaryota, Viridiplantae, Streptophyta, Magnoliopsida, Asterales, Asteraceae.
AAGAAUUCCUCAUAUCGUGGUUCACAUAUUUGUCACAUAUUUGUGGUAGUUCCAGAGCAGCUGUUCAUCUUCCUACUCAAGAAUCUAGCACUCAAAUGGAAGAAGUGAGAAAUCAACAGAUUAUACUCCAGAAUUACGUCAAUGGCUUCCCAAAGGAAUCCGACAUGCUCCUCAUUACUUCCUCCGCCAUCAACCUCAACCUUCCAGAAGCUUCUAACGCCGUCCUCCUCAAAAACCUUUAUCUCUCAUGCGAUCCGUACAUGCGUGGUAGAAUGAGCAAAUCUCAAGGCAGUUACUUUGAUUCCUUCACUCCUGGUUCGCCUAUAGGGGGACUUGGAGUAGCGAAAGUAGUCGAUUCUACACACUCGAAUUUUAAGAAAGGUGACUUAGUUUGGGGAGGGAUUAGAUGGGAGGAAUACAGCAUUAUUAAUGAUCCUCAGAUUCUAUUCAAGAUUGAAGAUACUGAUGUGCCUCUAUCCUAUUAUACAGGCAUUCUUGGUAUGCCUGGGUUGACCGCUUAUGUUGGUUUCUACGAGAUUUGUGCUCCAAAGAAAGGAGAGUAUGUCUUUGUUUCAGCAGCUUCGGGUGCAGUUGGUCAGCUCGUUGGUCAAUUUGCAAAGUUGUCAGGAUGUUAUGUCGUUGGCAGUGCUGGUACAAAAGAAAAGGUUGAUCUGUUGAAGAACAAAUUUGGAUUUGAUGAGGCUUUUAACUACAAGGAAGAGCAAGAUCUAGAUGCAGCUCUAAAGAGGUACUUUCCCGAUGGAAUCGAUAUAUACUUUGAGAACGUCGGGGGAAAGAUGUUGGAGGCGGUACUCUCAAACAUGAGAAUAAAUGGUCGGAUUUCAGUUUGCGGAAUGAUCUCACAGUACAAUCUCGAGCAAGGGGAGGGGGUGCACAACCUAUCUCAACUAAUAGCAAAAGACGUGCGCAUGCAAGGCUUCUUAGUGUCCCGUUACUUUCACAUGCUCCCAAAGUAUUUUGAAAUGAUUAUGCCUUUGAUCAAACAGGGGAAGAUUUGUUACAUUGAAGACUUUGCAGAAGGGCUCGAGAGUGCGCCUGCGGCUUUGGUUGGGCUGUUUUCUGGCAGAAAUGUCGGGAAACAAGUGGUGGCUGUGGCUCGUGAAUGAGUUGAGUCGAUUUUUUAGGCUUUGAUUUGGAUUCUAUUUACAUAUACAUAUGCAUAUGCUUAAGAUGUGUGUUAUUUAAGAAAUAUUUUCAUUACGUUUAAGAUGUAUGAUAAUCUAUGGAAUUGGGCUA